Messenger RNA from Mesorhabditis spiculigera, 2361 nucleotides. The record is from the annotation of a GenBank genome assembly. NCBI's taxonomy places the organism in Eukaryota, Metazoa, Nematoda, Chromadorea, Rhabditida, Rhabditidae.
AUGGAUCUCGAGCAGCUGCACAUGCAAACCGUGGAGCUGCUUGGCCAGGCCUGCGCAAAUUGGGGAUUGCCGAAGGAGGUGCCGAUAGAUGAGAAACCUGAACAAAUCCCCUCGGCCAGCACGCUCGCCGGAAACCUCGAAGCCGCCCUUCGCCUGGCGCAUAGCAGUGAGCUUCAGCUUUUGGAGAAGGGCCAGUCUGCCCAGGUAACCGCCAUGCGUGCAAAUAUGCGACGCGUGCGAGAGCUGUCUGAGAGAAUCGAGGCUUGUCAAGAGAAUUUGGUGGAGCUACGAGGGUCGUAUUCUUCUGUUACAUCGAGGACAAGCGCGCUACACGACGCAUGUGAUCGCUCCAUGGCUCAUCAGACAUCUCUGGCGGCCGGUUCCGAGCAAAUCCGCGCAAACUUGCAUUAUUUCAAACAAGCUGAUAUUAUUAUGAAGAAGCUUUCGGACCGAGGCCGUGUAGCCGUGACGGCCCCAUCGUUUUCUUCUCUGUUGUCUUCAAUUGACGAUGGGCUAUCGUUUCUUCGUGCCCAUCCGGAGUAUAAAGAGAGCGCGCUCUACAUCCAGAAAUAUGAACAGUGUCUUAGCCGGGCGAUGACGUGGAUUCGAGUCAAAGUGCUCGCAGACCUGGAGUCCAGUGUCGAAACUGUCAAAAAGAAGCAAGCCGAGUUGUCGAUAGAUUGGGCGCGCGUUGAUCACGCAGAUGAAGACACCCGCGCCUUGCUCUACGGAAUUUUUGCAUCCAAUGCCGCUUCAGUCAAGUGCGCGCUGGGCGUGGCUGAACAACGAUUUGCUCAAGUGCCCGAAUUUGAGGAGAUGGUUUCAGAAUGCUACACCUCAUACUUUCAGCUUCGACAACAACUUCUGGCCCCAAUCAUUGAGAGCACGCUGAAUAAGCUGACCGGUCAAUACAUCAACUCUUGUUGCACAUUGGCCAGAACGGGCUGUCUAUUCCUGAUUGGCGUUUGUGGAGACGAGUUCCGCCUCUUCCGCCAAUUCUUUGCUUUGGAAUCGAGCGGAAAAUCGAAUGGAUCUACUGGGAGGGCCUCACCAACACCCUCAAUCAUGUCAAUGAACACGACGCGCACCGGCUACCAACGCAGAAAGCGAACGGCUUUUGAUGCCUUUUCCGAGAGUAUCACCCGGCUACUUUACGACGUGCUUCGCCCGAUCAUUGUCCACAAUCCACAUCUGGAGACACUGGCUGAAUUAUGCUCCAUUAUCAAGCUAGAAAUGGUCGAAGAACGCUGUAUGGCCCAACAGACAGAAUCGGCACUUGGCGACCCCUACACGGGCUUUGUGAUCGUUGCAGGGGAUCUUAUUGGUGAUGUACAGGAGCGAAUUGUCUACAGAGCUUCACAAUACGGCCAAAAUGACAUCAUCAACUACACGCCCGUUUCCGGUGACCUCGCCUACCCUGAACGUCUGGAAAUGAUGCGCAAAAUUGAGGAUGAGCAGCGCGCUAAGCGCGAGGGGGAGAACGGCGAGGCGGACGCUGGAUCGGAGGCUAGCUUUGCUGUGGAUUUGCAUUGUCUAUGGUAUCCUACCGUACGCAGGACUGUCGUGUGCCUCGCCAAGCUUUUCAAGUGUUUGGAGUUGUCCGUAUUCGAGUCGCUCGCCCGAGAACUACUUGUCGCCUGCUGCGAGUCGCUAGACGCCGCCGCGCUUUUUAUCACGAACGGUGUUGAUGGCCGCAAGGGCCGCCCGCUUGAUGCUCAUCUGUUCGUGGUGAAGCACCUGCUGAUCUUGCGCGAGCAGACGGCACCCUACAGAUCAGCAGCUACCCGAAGUGGCCAGAGCACGAUCCACUCCCGCGAUUUCUCGUUGUCACUCACCAAAGUGCGCGACUCGGCCUCGAACUUCAUCUACAACAUGUCCACCGAUGCGUUUCUGGAGUUGCUUUUUAGCGUGUCGGCUCCAGUCCAAGUUUGUGAGGUGGUGGGUGAUAGUCGUCGUGUGGUCGACAACAGCCUACGAACAAGGUGCAACCAACUGAUCGACUGCUGCGCCGGCUUGCUGGCACGAGAUUUUGAGAAAUUGGUAGCCGACUUUGAGCAAGAGGCUAAGAAAGAAGGGUUCGCCAUCGCUCGCUUCCCUCAAUUUUCAUCGGAGAAGAUCCGGGAUUGCGCUGCGGAAACGCAGCGUCGGUUGGGGAAAGAAUGGCCGGUGAUCCGCGCGUCUUUCUCGCUCUACAUUGGCGUGGCUGAGACGGAGGCCAUCUUGUUGCAGCCAGUGAAGAAACGCAUCGUCGAUUUGUUCGGCCGCGCGGCCGCACUGACGGCACGUUGGCUUGGUGAAGAGGGAGUCUCGAUCACGGCCAUUCCAUCGCCACAACACAUCCACCUACUCCUCAACAAAGCC